Messenger RNA from Drosophila melanogaster (fruit fly), 649 nucleotides. RefSeq lists its product as uncharacterized. Gene Ontology annotation, biological process: respiratory chain complex IV assembly. The record is from RefSeq and is marked reviewed. The transcript has a single exon. Gene Ontology annotation, cellular component: mitochondrion. NCBI's taxonomy places the organism in Eukaryota, Metazoa, Arthropoda, Insecta, Diptera, Drosophilidae. Bases 194 to 472 code for a protein of 92 amino acids.
UAAGUUAUCGAAACGAACAGCUGAUUUUUGUUUUGUAAUAUUUGAGGUUGGUUUUUGUUGGCUGAAAUAUUAUUACAUUAAAUUAGAUAUGGACCUUUUACUUCAAAGCGUUUGACAAGUUGAACAUCAAACGGAAAUCUAUUAUAGCCCCAAUUGGCGAGACCAUCAAAUAAUCAUUGGAAAACAACCUGAGAUGAGUUUUCCAGACAAGGCGGAGCGCAAAAAGUGCUGGAACAACCGGGACGAGUAUUGGAAAUGUCUCGAGGAGCACGCCCCAAAGCACAGUUCUACCAGUGGGGAAAAGGUACCAACCCCCUGCCAGAGUCUUCGCAAAUCAUUUGAGCAAUCCUGCCCUGGUCAAUGGGUAAAGCACUUCGACCGCAAGCGUACUUAUGACCAGUUUAAGGAAAAAAUGGCCCAGGGUUAUGAUCCCUUGGAGGACCGUACGAAGGCCGAGAAGCAAGCCAAUUAACCCUUAACCCGCCAAGAGUUCUAGGAGUACUGUUGACCAGUUUAUACCCGUGUUUGUGUACUUUUUAUGGUAAAUAAAUAAACUAUAUAAUAACUACAAAGAAACCACAUUUACAAUAUAUGUAUGUACAUAUGCAUUAAUGGCAGAUGGUACUAAGCAUGUCCUAACUUGUCUUCU